GAUGCAGGUUUCCAGGAUAAAAUGGAGAAUAUGUUUCAUACAGCGUACUAUGUUGUCAAGAAAGAAAAGCCAUUUACUGACUUUCCGGACCUGGUGCAGCUCAACAGUAGGACUGGCUCCAACAUGACCAGUUGUUACUUGUCAGACAAGGCAUGUUUAAGAUUCACAAUUGAUAUCUACAAUGUGGAGAGGGAGCAACUGCUUUCUGACCUAAAGAAUGCAGGCUAUAUCAGUGUGAUGAUUGACGGGGCAACUGAUACUGGGAACCUUGAGAAUGAGAUUGUCUGUGUCAAGUUCUUCAAUAAGGAGAGAGGAGUGGUUCAGUCCUUCCUUGGCAUUGAGGAUGUCAAACACGCACAUGGUGUACUUUCUGCAGUACAGACAGUGUUUGUAAAAGCAGGUCUGGAUAACUGGAAGGAAAAGGUGGUUUUCCUAUGCGCUGAUGGUGCGGCUGUCAAUUUGGGGAAGAGGAAUGGUGUGGCUGCAAAGCUGAAGGAAGAGAUUGACACCUGCUUGCAAUACACUGUUUGGCACACAGGCUGGAAUUAGGUGUGGUGGAUUCAAUAGAAGAGA
Messenger RNA from Notothenia coriiceps (black rockcod), 573 nucleotides. Its product is annotated as zinc finger protein 862-like. NCBI's taxonomy places the organism in Eukaryota, Metazoa, Chordata, Actinopteri, Perciformes, Nototheniidae. The record is from RefSeq and is a predicted model, not a curated record. The transcript is spliced from 2 exons. The coding region runs from base 22 to 549 and encodes 175 amino acids.